ACGGACCAACCACUCGCUAGCAGCGAAGAGUGACUCCGGCGGGCAUUCUCUGCUGGUACACCAAUAAUCGAGGAGCAGCUAGCGUGCGAGAGACAACAGAGCCAGAGGCCGCCCGGCCGGCCAGUACAGAGAACCAAGCUAGUGCCAAACCGACAGAACACGCCUGUGAUCGGUAGGUCUACACCACCGACACUUGGCCAUGAGCACGGCCACGGACGCCGUCCCGGUCGCCGUGGCGCCGGCGAAGCGCCCGCCCAUCAACAAGUACGCCUUCGCCUGCGCCCUGCUCGCCUCCAUGAACUCCGUCCUCCUCGGCUAUGACAUCUCGGUGAUGAGCGGCGCGCAGCUGUUCAUGAAGGAGGACCUCAAGAUCACGGACACGCAGAUCGAGAUCCUCGCCGGCGUCAUCAACAUCUACUCGCUGUUCGGCUCCCUCGCCGCCGGCCUCACCUCCGACUGGCUCGGCCGCCGCUACACCAUGGUGCUCGCGGCCGCCAUCUUCUUCACGGGCGCGCUCCUCAUGGGCUUCGCCCCGGGCUACGGGUUCCUCAUGGUGGGCCGCUUCGUGGCCGGCAUCGGCGUCGGCUUCGCGCUCAUGAUCGCCCCCGUCUACACCGCCGAGGUGGCGCCCACCUCGGCGCGCGGCUUCCUCACCUCCUUCCCGGAGGUGUUCAACAACUUCGGCAUCCUCCUCGGGUACGUCUCCAACUUCGCCUUCGCGCGCCUCCCCGUCCACCUCAGCUGGCGCGCCAUGUUCCUGGUCGGCGCCGUGCCGCCCGUCUUCCUGGGCGUCGCCGUCCUCGCCAUGCCGGAGUCGCCCCGCUGGCUCGUCAUGCGGGGCCGAAUCGACGACGCGCGCCGCGUGCUGCAGAAGACCUCCGACUCCCCCGCCGAGGCCGAGGAGCGCCUGCUCGACAUCAAGAAGGUGGUUGGCAUCCCCGAGGGCGUGUCCGACGCCGACGACGUGGCCGCCAUAGUCCGCGCCAGCGGCAAGGGCUCGUCGUCGUCGCGCCACGACGGGGUGUGGAAGGAGCUUCUCAUCAACCCUUCCCGCCCCGUGCGCCGCAUGCUCAUGGCGGGGCUCGGGCUCAUGUUCAUCCAGCAGGCCACGGGCGUGGACUGCGUGGUCAUGUACAGCCCGCGGGUGUUCGAGCGGGCGGGCAUCAAGUCCAAGACCAACUCGCUGGGCGCGUCCAUGGCGGUGGGCGCGUGCAAGACCUUCUUCAUACCCAUCUCGACGCUGCUCCUGGACCGCAUCGGCCGGCGGCCACUGCUGCUGGCGAGCGGCGGCGGGAUGGCCAUCUUCCUCUUCACGCUGGCCACGUCCCUGCACAUGAUGGACCGGCGCCCCGAGGGGGAGGCCACCGCGCUGGGCGCGGUCAGCAUCGCGGCCAUGCUGUCGUUCGUGGCGUCGUUCGCGUCCGGGCUGGGCCCCGUCGCCUGGGUCUACUGCUCCGAGAUCUACCCGCUGCGGCUGCGCGCGCAGGCCGCCGCCAUCGGCACGGGGCUGAACCGGAUCAUGAGCGGCGCCACCACCAUGUCCUUCCUCUCGCUCUCCAACACCAUCACCAUCUCCGGCAGCUUCUACCUCUACGCCUGCAUCGCCGCCGCAGGGUGGGUGUUCAUGUACUUCUUCCUGCCGGAGACGAUGGGCAAGAGCCUGGAGGACACCGUGAAGCUCUUCGGCAAGGACGCGGACGACGAGGACGUCAGCGACAUCCGUCGUCACGUGCCCACUAAGAAGCCGUCUACUGAGCUGAGUGCUCAGCACUGAUCGAGUAAUGUGCUACGCAACACGUGUCCUCCCGAGUGUGGCCGAAGCUUAUGUUCCGUAAAGCUUCGAUGAUGUAGUAUAAUAUUUUUUUUUGUGUGUCGGAACUGUGGUGAAUCUAUGUAUAUCCCGCGCCUCUUUUGUUUAUUAGAUUUGUACAUUUUUUGUUGAUCUCGUGGCAUGGUGCGUGUGCGUAGAAAAAAUAUUAUUAAAAAUAUCUA
Molecule: messenger RNA, 1992 nt
Organism: Zea mays
Lineage: Eukaryota; Viridiplantae; Streptophyta; Magnoliopsida; Poales; Poaceae
Source: RefSeq, a predicted model, not a curated record